AUGGACAACGGACAGUUGCCCAAUUCCUUAGGAGAUGUUGAAGUGCUCAUUACUCAACUGUAUCGCCCCGGUGCCCCAGAAAAAAUCGCCCAGAUCCAGGAGACCCUCCAACGACUCCAGCGCUCUCCUGACGGCUGGCAGCUAGCAACAAGCCUAUCCGAGCACCAAGAUGAGCAAGUGAGGUUCUUUGCCGCCCUGACUUUUACCGUCAAGCUCAACACUGAUGCAAAAUCUUUGAGUGAUGAAGAUGCGCAAGCUCUGCUUCAAACCCUCAUCGGCUGGCUGAUCCGCUGCCUGCAAUGCUCUGAGGGCGCUCUUGUCGUCAGGAAGUUGUGUUCAACCCUGGUGGCGUACUUUCUUCAGUUUUCCAUGUCGUGGGAAAAUUGCGUGAAGCAUUUAAUGCUCUGCUUGUUUGCGAACGAGGCACUUCCAUACUCGGCCGUAGAAAAUGCUCAAGACGCCUCGGUUAUGGUCGAGAAAAUCUCCAAAUCCCAACCCAGCCGCGGUGUCUCCAAGUCCGUAGCCCUCCUCUGGUUUGCUGCUACGCUAGUUGAGGAAGUUGGAAAGACGGACUCGAAUUCCAUGAAACAGCAUAAAUUCCACCGCAGUGUUCUACCUAAUGUUGAUUAUGUGGUUCCGCUGAUAUCAAAGUACAUUUCCGACAGCUCAGCGGAUAUGAAGACCAGGCAAGAAGCUAUGACAUGCUUUCAGUCUUGGGUUUCUUACUCACACCGUGCUUUCGUUGAUGAUGCCAUCUUGCUUGACCCACUACAGGCACUUACACAAACAGCAAUCAUGUGUCUAGGAGAGGAUGAUCUUUACGAGAUUACGAUUGAGCUCCUCUCGGAUACCCUCACCAAUUACUCCAAGUUCCUACUCAAAGAGGACUUGACGACCCUGAAAGCUUUGUUCAACAGCCCUUGGGCUCAGGAACGCUACCAGCGUCUGGUCAAGGGAGACUUCGACUUCGAUUCUCUCCAAUUUGGAAUAUUUAUGAUUGCUUUUGGCGAUGCGACUGUCACGAACUUGGCUCGAAAUUGCGGCAAUGAUCCCCAGUCAUACCAGUAUUUGUCUGCUCUCUGCGGCCUCCUUAGCGCCGAGGGCUACGCUGUCCAUGAGGAUAAGAUCUAUGUACCGGCCCUGGAAUUCUGGACUACCUUCGUGGAAACCAUGCUAGACGAUUCCUACACUAACGAAGACGAAAAACCCGCGUGGUUCCCUGCUGCCCAAGAGCUUGUCAAGCAAGUAAUCCAAAAUUGUUGGCUCAAGAGCCAAUUUCCGCCUUCCAGUGAGUACAAUUCUUGGGACUCUGCGGAUCGUAUUGGCUUCAAAGAUGCCCGAAGAGAUUUCUCCGAUCUACUUCAACAAUUCUAUCUCACGACCGGUAUUCCUCUGCUCCAGGUAUUCAUCGAUCUUCUCCAAAACUCUGCCACGUCAAAGAACUGGGCAGAGGUCGAAGCCACGACUUACUGUUUGUCCUGGUUUCCAGAUUGCAUAUUCGAAGAUCCACAGCGGUACUACUAUUUGGACAAAGUAUUCACGCCAUAUUUUAUCUCCUUGUUUUCGGAUUUCAAUGCUGAGGUUCCGACACGGGCCAUGAAAGGUUUUCUAGAUCUCAUCAAUGUGUACACAGAUUACUUCUACAACAGGCCUUCGAGUCUACCGGGAAUAUUGAACAUUGUAUUUGGCGCCGCUGGCGUGCCGUCGCUGGCCCGGACCGCGUCAAAGUCAAUCAUAAAGCUGUGCUCAGAUUGUCGGACCAUACUCAUUCCUGAGCUCGCUGCAUUUCUUCAUCACUGUGGCAAUAUUGCUUCGAAUUACUCACUUGAUGGGACUAUCAAGGAGGCAGUGAUGGGAGGAAUAGCUUCCAUCAUCCAAGCGCUAGACAGCGACGAAGCAAAGCUUGCUCCGCUCGAGCAGUUGCUCGACUAUGUCCAAUCGGACGUGGAGAAAUGUCUAGAACUCUCAAACCAACCUCCAAAUUCAGGACUUACAGCUUUAGAUCUUGGGACGAUAUCCCUGAAGUGUCUCGCAGGCAUUGCGAAGGGCAUUCAGACACCUUAUGAAUUUCCUGUACACCUUGACAAAGUCGCUGUUCCGUCGUCUCAUUUUUGGACGUCAGGAAACGGAUCCCAUGUCCAGCAGAGAGUCUACAUGAUGAUGGACCGAAUGUUCGAUGUCCUUGGAAACAACGGUGAUGUCGUUGACGAAACAUGCACCAUCCUAAGGAAUGGGUUCAGAGAAGAAGAGCCAGGCCCAUUCGUCCUCCCAGCAAAAUUGGCAGCGCAGUUCCUGAUGAAGUCAAACUUACAGACACCACGUUUAGGCCGGGUCAUCAACACAGCUGCCUCUCUGAUCGCGUCGCACAUGUUGGAUGCAGAUAUCGAAGAGAUUCUCGAUACACUCCUGAACUGGGUUGCACAGAUCUUGCACGACCUUGAAGGGCCCGGCAGCGACCCCGAAAUCGCCCAAGCAGCAAUCGAGUUCCUCCACCGCAUCCUCUUCAGAUUCCCACACAUCCUCCUCCGCCACCAACCGCCCUCCUCUCUUGAGUAUCUAUUCAUGUUUGUCCUCAAGGCUCUGGCCGGCACCGAUCCCUUGCCCAAAGCCUCCGCCACCGACUUCUGGGCCACCUUUAUUUCCAUCCAAGACUCCACUCUCCAAAGCUCGAUUGAGAUCGCAGUCCAACAAAUCGGCCCACUACUAGCUCAAGCUCUGAUCUAUAAUGUUGGCGGCCAUGCUGCGCGCAGCGAUCUGGAGAAGCUAUGUCAUCUGAUCAGGAAGCUGGUAGUGAGGCAGGUGAAUGCGAAGUCCUGGCUUGAGGCUGCGUUGAUGGGAGAUACCUUUCCGAGCAGUACGGUGACCGAGAAGGACAAAAAUUUGUUCCUAACGAAAGUUGUGAAUCUCCGAGGUGCAAGGCCAACGAAUCAAGUAAUCCGAGACUUUUGGCUACUGUGCAGAGGCUCCAAUUUCGCCUAUGCCUCAUAA
Drepanopeziza brunnea f. sp. 'multigermtubi' MB_m1 is the source of this 2988-nucleotide messenger RNA. RefSeq lists its product as uncharacterized. NCBI's taxonomy places the organism in Eukaryota, Fungi, Ascomycota, Leotiomycetes, Helotiales, Drepanopezizaceae. The record is from RefSeq and is a predicted model, not a curated record. Gene Ontology annotation, cellular component: cytoplasm. Gene Ontology annotation, biological process: protein import into nucleus.